AUGACUAUUUAUAACGUGUAUAUAUUCGAUCGAGAAGGCCAAUGUCUUUUUUAUGAUGAAUGGUUUCGUACAAAGCAAUCAGGAUUGUCAAAAAUUCAGGUAAUGUUUUAUUUUUAUAAAAUUAAUUGAUAAGAUGAGUAAAAGGUCACGUUUGCAAUUUUUAGGAAUAUAAACUUGUCUUUGGUAUGAUGCUCUCAAUGAAAUCAUUUUCUGAAAGACUCGCAACUGCAGAUUCAAAUCAAACUGUUAAUUUCUAUAAAACUUCGACAUAUAAAAUGACGUUUUUAGAAUCUGCGACUGGAAUUAAAAUUUUAAUAAAUACAGAUCCAAAUGCGAACGGAAUCAGAGAAUUAUUGCAUAAAAUUUAUCAGGUAUUUAUAAUUUUCAAUUCGAAAAAAUAUACAAUUUUAUUGAUUUUUUUCCAGGCAUGGACUGAAACUGCGAAUAGUGCAGCUCGUCUAAUCUCAUCCGAAACAGAACCCGACGAAAGUUUUUUGAAAUCCCGAGUGAAGCAAAUUGUGACAAAACAUCCUUGUUAUGUAUAG
Caenorhabditis angaria is the source of this 545-nucleotide messenger RNA. The record is from the annotation of a GenBank genome assembly. Lineage: Eukaryota; Metazoa; Nematoda; Chromadorea; Rhabditida; Rhabditidae.